Acromyrmex echinatior (Panamanian leafcutter ant) is the source of this 2433-nucleotide messenger RNA. RefSeq names its product apoptosis-inducing factor 3. Gene Ontology annotation, cellular component: cytoplasm. The record is from RefSeq and is a predicted model, not a curated record. Gene Ontology annotation, molecular function: oxidoreductase activity, acting on NAD(P)H; 2 iron, 2 sulfur cluster binding. Lineage: Eukaryota; Metazoa; Arthropoda; Insecta; Hymenoptera; Formicidae.
AGAAGAAGCGGUCCAUAAAUAAUUAGCAAGAAGUAUAUCGAGCGUUUCUUGAAAAUCAAUCCAUAGAGCAUUCUCAUUGCGCCUGCGGAUUCGAGUGACUUCCCGGAAUGCAAUUCCAGCCGCGAACGAGUAAUAUAUUCCUCGUUCUCUCUCCUUCAAAAAUAAGUGCGUCGUAACAGAAUGAGUCACGAUAAUCUCAUCGCUGCGGUUCCUUGAAUUCACUUGGAACUGAUUACAUUUUCUAGAUCAUUGUUUCGCGCUGAUUCUUAAAAGAGUUGAUCGUUUUUCCAAUCGAAAGACCGGAGAACGAGCGAUGAACUGAGAACAAGGAGCGUAUUUCAAUCGCAAUGUAAAAGUCUUCAAUGAGAGUCCGAAAUACCGUCGCCACUACGAACAUCUCAAGGCCGUGUACGCUCACACGAUUGUAGAUCACGAGGGGGAUCUAUACGUACAACAGACAGACGAUCAUGGUCGAUCCAUAAGACACAAGGCAUACACGGCCUCUCCCACGUUCCUCGGCUCUCACAAUCUCACAAUCAGUCUUGUCAGUUCGCGUACGGCUGCAGCAUGGGCGCGGGUAAUUGCAAAACCUUCCGGAGAAGCGCCGGCUCAAGUCGAGACACUCGAGACACAUCCGCCGCAACAGAUACCUCAAAAGAACAUGACACCUACAUUGAGGAAGUGGUGUGCAAACAGGAAGAUAUCAACGAAAAUGAGAUGAAAAUGCUACCGUUGGGAAAUAAUGAAAAGAAAAUUUUGUUGAUUAAACAGAAUGGAGAAUUGCACGCGAUUGGUACCAAAUGCACGCAUUAUGGUGCCUUGCUACAUACCGGCGCGUUAGGGGAAGGACGAGUGAGAUGUCCAUGGCACGGUGCAUGUUUCAAUAUUAAAACUGGGGACAUUGAAGAUUAUCCAGGCUUGGAUUCUUUACCAUGCUAUAAGGUUCGCGUAGACAAGAGUGGUCUUGUCCACGUAAGAACCAAACAUACAGAGCUGAACAAUAACAAACGUAUGAAGGAUAUGUCUGCACGUGAUCCUGAAAAUACAAAGACUGUCAUAAUAGUUGGUGGUGGACCAUCGGGUGCUACCUGUGCAGAGAGUUUGCGACAGGAGGGUUUUACAGGACGCAUCAUUAUGAUAUGCAGAGAGAACGUAAUACCUUAUGAUCGAAUAAAGGUAUCCAAAGUAUUAGAUUUCGACGUUCAUUCUGCGACAUUACGAUCGCCCUCAUUUUACAAGGAACAUAAUAUUGAAACGAAACUGGGAGUAAAAGCAAUAGGUUUAGAUACGACUGAAAAUACUGUCAAGCUGAGUAAUAACGAGAAUUUCGUGUAUGAUUAUUUAUUUAUUUGCACAGGCAGUAAACCGAGAAUGUUAAAUGUGCCUGGAGCAAAUUUAUCAAAUAUUUUUGUUCUGCGAGAUUACACAGAUUCACAAGGCGUACAAGCACUUCUAUCCCCCAAGAAACAUGUAGUUGUUCUAGGAUUAGGCUUUAUUGGCAUGGAAAGCGCGGCUUAUUGUAUCGAUAAAUGCGCGUCUGUCACAGUAAUAGGAUGGGAUACUGUACCCUUCAGAGAGAUAUUCGGCGCGGUUAUUGGUAAUAGAAUUAAAAAAGAGCAUGAGGCAAAAGGUGUGAAGUUUAUCUUCCAAAAUAAUAUUAAGCAAUUUAUUCCUAAGGAAGGUGAAGAGAAUGUUUUAGCUAAGGUCGAACUUACAGACGGCCAGAUUCUACCAGCAGAUAUAGUUAUCGUUGGAAUAGGAUCCACUUUUUACACUGAUUGGAUGAAAACAUCUUCUGUCACAAUGAGAGACGAUGGCACUAUUCCAGUAAAUGAGCAUUUAAGGACAAAUGUGGAAAAUAUAUAUGCUGGAGGUGACAUAGCUUAUGCACCGAUAUAUGGAUCUGACGACACUUUUGCUGCGAUAGGUCAUUAUUCUCUAGCUCAUUAUCAUGGAAAAAUAGCGGCUCUAAAUAUAUGCAGUAAAGAAACUUCUUUGAAGACUGUACCAUUCUUCUGGACAAAUUUACUGGGUAGGAAUUACAGAUAUGCAGGCUACGGAAAACCUAUUAGUAUAAAGAUUUAUGGCUCACUGGAUAAACUGGAAUUCUUCGCUUAUUAUCUUAAAGGUGGCAAAGUAAUAGGAAUUAGCAGUGUUAAUGCCGAUCCAGUUGUGGCAGAUUUUGCAAAUUUACUUUAUGAGGGAAAGAUCUUAACAGAAGAAGAAAUUAAUACAGAUCCGUUUGGUUGGAUGAGAAAUAAACCAAAAAAUCUAUCAACUCGGUUUCAAGAAAGCUUUUCAGUCGAUGCUUAAGUUUGAAUUGUUUAACAUGAAUAUAAUUUAAUGCUUAAACAAUGUUACAGUAUUAGUUUUAAUUUUUACUUUGUAAUUUGCAAUGUAUGACAAUCUUAAUAGAUAAACUUAUGUAACAUA